Molecule: messenger RNA, 419 nt
Organism: Pyricularia grisea
Lineage: Eukaryota; Fungi; Ascomycota; Sordariomycetes; Magnaporthales; Pyriculariaceae
Exons: 2
Coding region: 3-266 (87 amino acids)
Source: RefSeq, a predicted model, not a curated record
UCAUGAUAAUCUUUGUUCUCUGUAAUGCUAUACUGACGCUCCCUAAAAUGCUUGUCGCAAACAUACCGCGCGUUAUAAUGCACUGUUCUGCAUGCUUCCGAAAAGCGACCCUUCUUCUUGUCCUUCCCCGCCUCGUCCAAGUCCAAACGGCCCUCCUCUUGGUCGGUAGCCGGUAUGCUGCUGCUUCGGCCGAUGCCACUGCCGCUGUGGCUCUGGCCCAAGUCGGCUGUCACGGCCGCCCGCCCGCUGCUCUCGCCGAGGGGUGACGGCACUGGAGCGCCGAACACCGAUGCGCUCAAGAAAGUAUAACGCGAAAUAUUGAAGAAAAUGACAGAUGCGAUACGAUUUUUUUAGUAAAGAGCGCGGGUGUGUUUACAAUUUCGAUGGUGCGAGUUAGAAACUUACUGCCCAUUGUACGA